Epinephelus moara (kelp grouper) is the source of this 1234-nucleotide messenger RNA. Its product is annotated as lysosomal membrane ascorbate-dependent ferrireductase CYB561A3. NCBI's taxonomy places the organism in Eukaryota, Metazoa, Chordata, Actinopteri, Perciformes, Serranidae. The record is from RefSeq and is a predicted model, not a curated record. The coding region runs from base 116 to 1006 and encodes 296 amino acids. Gene Ontology annotation, cellular component: lysosomal membrane. The transcript has 7 exons. Gene Ontology annotation, molecular function: oxidoreductase activity.
GGGAUAGGUAAGACUCGCUUCCUGAUAACAAAGAUAAAACCCGUACACGCAGCUUAUAUUCUUGAUAUUUUUUGUUUUCGUCCUUUUCAAAUGUGGAGUGUAAACGAGGCAGCAGAUGCAGCAGGCUGGCUCCUCGUCCCCCAGCUGUUCCUCCACCUCUGACUGCUUCCCCCUCAGCAACCGCAAUACAGCAGAAUGUGGAAGUGAGACUUCAACUGAGGCAGUGAAACACGAAGUGAGAGCCAACAACACCCCUACAGAACCCUCCAGAAUGUCGUCCGUCCUGAGGUUCUACGUGUGCUACCUGUUGUGCCUGGGCCUGGGCCUAGCCUGCAUAGUGUGCGUGUGCGUGUGGAAUAGCCAAUGGCGUGGCGGUUUUGCCUGGGACAGUUCGUCCCUGCAGUUCAACUGGCACCCCGUCCUGAUGGUAACAGGUCUGGUUGUGCUGUACGGCAUUGGAGCUGUGGUAUACCGCAUCCCCCUGACCUGGGGUCAGAAUAAACUCCCCUGGAAGCUGCUGCAUGCUGCGCUGAUGUUCAUCGCCCUGAUCCUGUCAAUUGUGGGGCUUUGUGCUGUGUUUGAUUUCCACAAUGCUAAAAAUACUCCCAACCUGUACUCCUUGCACAGCUGGAUUGGAAUCGCUGCUACAGCUCUUUUUGCCAUACAGUGGGUGGUGGGUUUGGCUGGCUUCCUCCUGCCCUGGUCCCCUGUAUCACUACGUGCACUCCUGAAACCUAUCCACGUGUGGAUGGGAGGCAGCAUACUGUGGCUCAGCAUUGUUGCCUGCAUCUCUGGAAUCAACGAAAAACUCUUCUUUGUUCUCAAAGGAGCUCAGCCGUAUGCUAGCCUUCCACCUGAGGCUGUGUUAGGAAAUUUAUUAGGAGUUUUGAUCGUAGCCUUUGGCUUGGUCGCCCUCAAGAUUUUAUCCAACCAUGAAUGGCAGCGACCAGACGGCAGUUCUCAGGAUCUGGCUUACACGCCACUGCUUCAAGAAGAAAAUGAAUGAAGAGAAUUCCGAAAAUGCUCACUGCAUCAAAUCCUUCCAUGCAAAAUCAGUUCAACCAUCACAGAUCACAAUUCUGCAUAACGGCCCAUAAGUUCUCCGUUGAAUGUACAAGCAGCUGCCUUAACAGUGUGAGAAUUAUCUAUGUUUGUUGUGGGUGUAAGUAUUUAUUUGAAAUUAUAUUUAAGUUUGCUUUUUUGCCAAAGAAUAAAAAAAAUGUGUUUGAUCAAA